Molecule: messenger RNA, 315 nt
Organism: Nezara viridula (southern green stink bug)
Lineage: Eukaryota; Metazoa; Arthropoda; Insecta; Hemiptera; Pentatomidae
Source: the annotation of a GenBank genome assembly
AUGGAAGAGCGUUGUUUUCAUUUUAAAGAAAGGACGUGCAAUUUACAGGAGCGUGGAGGGGGGAGGCGCCAGACGGCGGCGUGCUCUGUCGGCGCGAUUUGUAAACAGGCUGCAAGAGUAAACAUCCGUCCGGUCCGAUCACGUCCACACGGCCAUUAUCAACCGAUGGUGAAAUUUCGGGGCAUCGCUAUGUACGGGAACGCUGACAACCCGACCUGUCAAUUCCACCCCGACCAGAAGGUAGGCCCCGCCAGGCCCGGAGGGUGGCGGAAGAGCAGAGGCAGGGGUCGACGACCGACUAGAAGACGAGGAUAA